This is a messenger RNA of Oryza sativa Japonica Group (Japanese rice), 1749 nucleotides long. RefSeq names its product rust resistance kinase Lr10-like. Gene Ontology annotation, molecular function: polysaccharide binding. The record is from RefSeq and is a predicted model, not a curated record. Lineage: Eukaryota; Viridiplantae; Streptophyta; Magnoliopsida; Poales; Poaceae.
GAAUACCUUUUGAAGAAAUAGAACACGUCAAAAGUUUCAUUGGCUCUGCUCAGAGCCUCAGACAUCAUAGCAAGCACAGCAUCAAUCGUCACCGAGAAAACAGGUGACCAAAUAUUUCUAAAGCACAGCCCUCUCAUCAUCCACCUCCAUCUCAUCUCCAUUGAACUGCAUGGACUUCACCAACCUUCUUAUCACGGUGCUCCUCCUACUCUCUCCUCUCAAAUACGAAUCCGAUGUUGCCACAGCAAGUGAUGAUGAAGACUUCUUCAAGACUUGUUCAUCCCAGCGGUGCAGCAAGCAUGGACCAGAGAUCAGGUACCCGUUCCGUCUUUCGACACAACCUCCAUCAUGCGGUGCACCUGGUAUGCAAUUAUCAUGCUCUGGACAAGACACCAUCCUGGAUCACCCUGUUCUUGGUUCCUGCAAAGUGACCAUGAUAUAUUACAGGCAUGUUAUCAUGAACGCCAUUCCACUUGUAGAUUCCUUACCUCACUGCCCACUUCAGAAGCUCGUGUCAGUAAAUCAAUCAACUGCUGUGUACAAACCUCAUACGUCGGAAGUUGCAAGUGUAGUAGGUUGUUCAAGAGAUUCCAUAGACACAAACCAAUAUGGUAUAGUUGGCCCAACCUCUUGCCCCAGCCUCGCUAACAACGCAAGCCAGUUCUGGUAUUUGGCAUAUCCCUAUACAUACAUGUCUAUUCUUCCAUUGGGCUGCACAAUUGUUUCCAAAGACAUCCCAAUGCCCUACAGUUACGAUAAAAAUGGUCCAAACUUUGACAUCUCAAUCUUCACCGAAACAGCAAAAAGAGUCAUCAGCACUGGUGAGACUGUAUUCACUUGGUACACAAGUAACGUUACUAGUAUUUGCCAACAAUGUGAACGUGAAGGUCGGCGUUGUGGCUUUAGCUCUCAAAGGAAUCAAGCAUUCUGCCAGCAUCAUAGUAUGUCUCUUUCUCAAGUAUAAAUUCAGUUUCAUUAUGAUGACUUGUUUUAGUUUGAAUUUUCACUUCUCUAUCUAUUACAUCUCUUAUUUCUCGAGUAUUCAGUUUUCAAACUAUCCAGGAUAUUUUUCACAAAUAGUCAAACUAUCUAGCAAACUGUGAAUCAGCCAAAGGCUAGCUUGGAUGAACAUUUUGGUUCUAGGUUCACAACUGCAAUUUUUCUCAAAGAAAAUUUCAUCAAGAGAUGAUAAUGUCUGAUCAUUAUGAAAAUCAAUAUUUUUUUUUGUAAAAUUCUCAUAGAAAAGGUUAUAAGCAAUGGCAGCACAUUUUAGCAGAUAGCAAUGAUCUAAAGAGCAAGCUUUAUUUGUAUUACUCUAGACAUUGGUAUUAACUUAGAACACUAAAUUGGAUUCAUAUGGUUCAAAUUUACUAGUUUGGAAUACUGUAAUAGCUACUUGAACAUUAAAGUUAUAUGCAAAUGGCACAAUUUUACUAGUUUGGAUUACUGUGGGAGGUACUACGGUGAGAGUAGUCACCAUCUCAAUUAGACCUUUUGGUGCUAGAGAUGCACUUGAUAGUGCAGUGGCAAGGGGUGUGUGGUUUUAACCCCGAGGUCCCGUGUUCAAUCCCUAACACGCUCACAAUUUCUUCUUAAAAAAUGGUUGGAGGGACAUCUCUCCCUCCAAAUCUCCUAUUUUUUUAGACCUUUUGGUGGUAAGACCAUAGUCCUGAUUGUUAGAAAGUUGCACCCAUCGAGUAAUCAAGAAUGUACCAGUAUAAUUUACAGCAUUAACAAGUUCCCACAGUG